This is a messenger RNA of Gavia stellata (red-throated loon), 2411 nucleotides long. RefSeq names its product actin binding LIM protein family member 3 (gene ABLIM3). The record is from RefSeq and is a predicted model, not a curated record. The transcript has 23 exons. Gene Ontology annotation, cellular component: actin cytoskeleton; stress fiber. Gene Ontology annotation, molecular function: actin filament binding. NCBI's taxonomy places the organism in Eukaryota, Metazoa, Chordata, Aves, Gaviiformes, Gaviidae. Bases 229 to 2286 code for a protein of 685 amino acids. Gene Ontology annotation, biological process: lamellipodium assembly; cilium assembly; cytoskeleton organization.
CUUGCCGUCCGGCAGCUCGGGAGCGGGAGCAGCGGCAGCCGCGGGGAUAGCCGUGGUGGGUCGCGGAGCUGCCUUGGGAUGCGUUAGCCGGCGGAUCGCACAGAAAUCUCUCUCCUAGGAAGGAGAGAGGCAACCUCCUCCCACUGGCAGGGAGGCGGAAAAAAAGAGGAUUUAAAGAGCAUCUUUGCCCCCUUUGUUGAAUGAGGAGGACAGAGGAGGACCAGCAAGAUGAGCACUAGCACAGUUCCCUAUCAGCAAAACCCGUACACCCCCGGGAGCAGCUCCACCGUCAUCCAGUGCUACCGCUGCGGGGACACCUGCAAGGGCGAGGUGGUGCGCGUCCAGAGCAAUCACUUCCACAUCCGCUGCUUCACCUGCCAAGUGUGCGGCUGCGACCUGGCCCAGUCGGGCUUCUUCUUUAAGAACCAGGAGUACAUCUGCACCCACGACUACCAGCAGCUCUACGGGACCCGCUGUGACAGCUGUGGGGACUUCAUCACUGGAGAGGUCAUCUCUGCCCUGGGAAGGACCUAUCACCCCAAGUGCUUCGUCUGCAGCACCUGCAGGAAGCCAUUCCCCAUUGGAGACAAGGUCACGUUCAGUGGGAAGGACUGCGUCUGCCAAAACUGCUCCCACUCUCUCAUCAGCACCAAACCCAUCAAGAUCCAUGGGCCCAGCCACUGCGCAGGCUGCAAGGAGGAGAUCAAGCAAGGCCAGUCCCUCCUGGCCCUGGAGAAGCAGUGGCACGUCAGCUGCUUCAAGUGCCAAACGUGCGGGAUCAUCCUCACUGGCGAGUACAUCAGCAAGGAUGGCGUACCAUACUGUGAGUCUGACUACCAUGCCCAGUUUGGCAUCAAGUGCGAGACCUGUGACCGGUACAUCAGCGGCAGGGUCCUGGAGGCAGGAGGGAAGCAUUACCACCCCACCUGUGCCAGAUGUGUCCGCUGCCACCAGAUGUUCACGGAAGGAGAGGAGAUGUACCUCACAGGCUCUGAAGUAUGGCACCCCAUCUGCAAGCAGGCAGCCAGAGCAGAGAAGAAGCUAAAGCACAGAAGGACAUCGGAAACUUCCAUCUCGCCCCCUGGUUCCAGCAUUGGCUCCCCAAACCGUGUCAUCUGCGCUAAAGUGGAUAAUGAGAUCCUUAAUUACAAAGACCUGGCAGCUCUUCCCAAGAUUAAAGCCAUCUAUGAAGUGCAGCGUCCUGACCUCAUUUCCUACGAGCCCUAUCACAGAUACACAUCGGAUGAGACGCUGGAGAGAUAUAGCUAUGGGGAGUCCCUGGGGACCCUCUCCCCAUACUCGCAGGACAUCUACGACAGCUUUGACACGCGGCAGAGGCGAGCCUCCAGCCCUGGCUACAUCGACUCCCCCACCUACAGCCGCCAGGGCAUGUCCCCCACCAUCCCGAGGUCCCCCCACCAUUUCUACCGCUCAGGCACCGAGAGCGGGCGCAGCUCCCCCUACUAUAGCCAGUUAGAUGUGAGGUCCUCCACUCCAACCUCAUACCAAGCGCCCAAGCAUUUCCACAUCCCAGCUGCCGGCGAGAGUAACAUCUACCGAAAACCCCCCAUCUAUAAGCGACACGACAACCUCCCUGCAGCCACGAAAAGCAAAACCAGUGAAGACAUAGCACAGUCGUCCAAGUACAGCCCUGCCUACUCCCCAGACCCGUACUACCACUCCGAGUCGGAGUACUGGUCCUUCCAAGGCUCCCCCAAAGCCCCCCGGGCCCGGAGGUUCUCAUCUGGAGGCGAAGAGGAUGGGUACGACCGGGGCAUGCACAAGAUCCAGAGCGGCAUCGGCAGGCUGAUCCUGAGGGAGGAGAUGAAGGCUCGGUCCAACUCCUACGCAGACCCCUGGACGCCCCCUCGCAGCUCAGCCAGCAGCAGAGAAGCCCUGCACACGGCUGGCUACGAGGGCUCCCUCAACGGCUCUCCCCGGACGCACUACCUGGCUGACAGCGAUCCCCUCAUUUCUAAGUCAGCCUCCCUUCCUGCCUACAGGAGGAAUGGGCUGCACAGGCCUCCCAGUGCCGAGCUUUUCCACUAUGACAGCACGAACGCCGUCAACUGGGGGAUGCGAGAGUACAAGAUAUACCCCUAUGAGCUGCUCCUGGUGAAGACGAGGGGGAGGAACCAGCUGCCCAAAGAUGUGGACAGGACUCGGUUAGAGCGCCACCUCUCCCAGGAGGAGUUCUACCAGAUCUUCGGCAUGACCAUCGCCGAGUUCGACCGCCUGGCCCUCUGGAAGAGGAACGAGCUGAAGAAGCAGGCCCGGCUGUUUUAAAUGCAGUGCACUAUAAAUAUAUACAUACCUAUAAAUAUAUACAUAGAAAGAUCUCUAUAUUGCAACUCUGUAUGAUUCUCGGUGCUGUACGUGGCAGAGGCGCCCUCUGCACCCCUGAGAGUGAA